CCGUUGGAAGCUCCUCUGGCCCCGGAUGGGCUCCCUCUGGCUCCUGCUGGCGGGGGCCGCCUGGGCACCUCCACCCACCCUCCCAGACCCUAAGUUUGGGAGCAAAGGUAAGGAUGCAGCUCUGUGUGGACACCCACACUAAAGCCUGAAGGACAAUUCUUGGGGCCUGAACUCCCAGCCUGGAUCCUGGGGACCGUACCCGGAGGGGGCAGAGCCGGCAUCUGAACCUCAAGAAAUGGGUCCUCGUCGGGUAUGCUGGGGUCAUAGCCGGCAUCUAACUGGAUCGUGGGGGGCAGAGCCGGCAUCUGAACCCCAAGAAAUGGGUCCUCGUCGGGUAUGCUGGGGUCUAAAUCUCCUCCUGGAGAAGCUAGAGAGGGGCUUAAAGUUCCUCUUUUAAUCCUUUCAGAGGGUCUGGGACCUACUAAAUCCUAACAGAGCACGCAUGGGGCUCAUGUCCCUGAGGAGAUGGGAUCUAGCAGACCCUCCAAUGAGAGGAUAAAGCCAGGGUCCCAGUUAGAGGGGUCGGGCAUAAAGUGACUUAUAAACACGGUUUGUAUGCGUCCCCAGAUGCCUUGCUUCGCUCUGUGGAGGAAGGGAGCAGAACACGGUUGGCGCUAUCGGGUGGCUGGGAGCCUGCUGGGGCGGAUAGGGGGCACGCCUCCUCUGCGCACACCCCUGGGAGUGCCUGUCCAGGGCUGGGGCGGGGCUAGCACCCCGACUCCAAGGUCCUGAGGGCUGCGCCCAGCUCAGCCCGCCGCGGGGUGGGAGUGUGUGUCGGCCUUGCUGGCUACCCGCAGGCCCGAAGAGCUUCUGUGCUUCACCGAGCGGUUGGAGGACUUGGUGUGCUUCUGGGAGGAAGUUGCAAGCGCUGGGGUGGGCCCCAACAACUACAGUUUCUCCUACCAGGUCGAAGGUGAGCCAUGGAAGCCGUGUCGCCUGCACCAGGCGCCCACGGGUGGUGGCAUGGUGCGCUUCUGGUGCUCGCUGCCUACGGCAGACACGUCGAGCUUCGUGCCCCUGGAGUUGCUCGUCACAGCAGCCUCCUCGGUCACUCCGCGCUAUCGCCGUACCAUCCAUGUCAAUGAAGUGGUGCUCCUGGACGCCCCCGUGGGACUGCUAGCGCGGCUGGCCGCCGAGGGCGGCCACGUGGUGCUGCGCUGGCUCCCGCCGCCUGGGGCACCUAUGACAACCCACAUCCGCUACGAGGUGGACGUCUCCGCUGGCAAAGGCGCUGGGGGUGCUCAGAGGGUCGAGAUUCUGGAAGGCCGCACUGAGUGCGUGUUGAGCAACCUGCGGGGCCAGACACGCUAUACCUUCGCUGUCCGUGCGCGCAUGGCCGAACCGACAUUCGGGGGCUUCUGGAGCGCCUGGUCAGAGCCUGCGUCGCUGCUGACAGCUAGUGACCUGGACCCCCUCAUCCUGACUCUCUCGCUCAUCCUCGUACUCAUCCUGCUGCUGCUGGCCGUGCUCGCCCUGCGCUCACACCACCGGGCUCUGAAGCAGAAGUUCUGGCCUGGUAUCCCAAGCCCCGAAAGUGAGUUUGAGGGCCUCUUCACCACCCACAAGGGUAACUUCCAGCUGUGGCUGUAUCAGAAUGAUGGCUGCGUGUGGUGGAGUCCCUGCACCCCCUUUACAGAGGAUCCACCUGCCCCCUUGGAAAUCCUCUCUGAGCGGUCCUGGGGGGUGACACAGGCAGUGGAGCCAGGGGCAGACGAUGAGGGGCUCCUGCUGAAGCAUGUGGGCAGUAAGCAUGCCCACGACACCUACCUGGUACUGGACAAGUGGCUGCUGCCGCAGACCCCACCCAGUGAAGACCUCCCAGGUCCUGGUGCCAGUGUGGACACGGUAGCCAUGGAUGAAGGCUCAGAAGCAUCCUCCUGCUCAUCUGCCUUGGCCUUAAAGCCCAACCCUGAAGGGGCCUCAGCUGCCAGCUUUGAGUAUACCAUCCUGGACCCUAGCUCUCAGCUUUUGCGCCCUCGGGUACUGCCCUCUGAGCUGCCCCCCAGCCCACCCCACCUAAAGUACCUGUAUCUUGUGGUGUCUGACUCUGGCAUCUCAACUGACUACAGCUCAGGGAGCUCCCAGGGAGUACAAGGGGACUCAUUGGAUGGCUCCUGCUCUAAUCCUUAUGAGAACAGCCUUGUUUCAGCCCCUGAGGCUCUACACCCUGGCUAUGUGACCUGCUCUUAGGACACCAGCAUGCAGACCAUUGGGUAUUAAAUAUGACCCUAAGUGCCAGUGCAAGCUCAAGACUUACUGAACAUGACAGCAAGGCCUCCCUCAGGGCUAGAGCCCUGUUCAAGUAGUCACAAACUUGCAGUAUUUAUAAAUAUGUAUAGUUUCUAAAGAAAAAAAAUACACACACACGCGUAUAUGUAAGUUUUUUUUUUAACCAGUACUUCUAUCUACCCCCCACCCCAUCCCCGCCCAGUUUUUGGACAGGGACAGGUUUAAACCCACCACCUCCAAUAUAUGGGGCUGGUGCUCUACUCCUUGAGCCACAGACACCACCCUCUACCAUUACUUCUAUAAAUACCCUUUUAGCUCCACCUUUCCCUGGGCCUAGGCCAUAGGACAGCAGUUAAAGUCAUUGAGCUCAGUCUAAAUACUAAACUGCAAUCUAAAUACUAAACAGUAAUAAAGUAAACUAAUCUAUGUAAAUUACAAUAGCUGCCAUAACAAAUAGCCCUAAAUGUUAGUGGCUUAAGACAUUAAGUAGUCUCCCUCUCUCUCAUCUCAAGUCAAACAGAUGGGCAGCCAUCUCUGAGAUGAGUCAGAGAUCCAGAUUCUUCCAGUCUGUAGCUACAUCUUCCUUUAAGGUCACCUUGGCAUCCUUAGAUGAAACUUCUACAUUCUGCCAGUCAACAAGCAAAGAGAAAACAAAUAUUCCACAGGCCAUUUUAGGGAUUUGGCCUAGAAAUGGUUUUUAUCACUUUUUCUCAAAUUUCAUUGGCCAGAAAGUCACAUGACCCCACCUAGCAUCAUGAAAGCCUGGGAAAUGUCAUUUACUUGUACACCCAGGGAAAAGAAAGCUAGUCUCUAGCUAGUCUUUGCCACUAAUAACAAUUCAUAGGGCAUUACUCUGAUUCAGAUCGUUUAAAGUAAACACUCUGAUGACACUGAGUGUCAUCAAGUGACUGAGUGGGAAUUCUAGCUUAAACUACUUUGAAAAAGUAUGGCAUAUGGACAGACGUGUGGCUUAUACCUGUAAUCUCAGUACUUUGGGAGGCCAAGCCCAGAGGAUUACUUAAGGUCACAGUAAGUUCAAGAUCAGGCUAAGCAAUAUAGCAAGACCCUAUCUCUACAAAAAACUAAAAAUAAAAUUAGCCAGGCAUAGUGGUGCACACCCAUAAUCCCAGCUACUUGAGAUGCUAAGGCAGAAGGAUUAUCCAAGCUCAUGAGUUCAAGGCUACAGUGAACUGUAGGUCCCUGCAGUUAUAAUUAGGUCCCUGCACUACAGCCUGGGGGACAGAGGAAGACCCUGUCUCCACUACUCCCGGCAAAAGUUUGGCAUAACCUAAGAAAGCUGAACAUACGCAUGCCU
This is a messenger RNA of Nycticebus coucang (slow loris), 3544 nucleotides long. It is a transcript of the gene EPOR, whose product is annotated as erythropoietin receptor. The record is from RefSeq and is a predicted model, not a curated record. The transcript has 8 exons. Gene Ontology annotation, biological process: cytokine-mediated signaling pathway; positive regulation of cell population proliferation; hemopoiesis. The coding region runs from base 964 to 2190 and encodes 408 amino acids. Gene Ontology annotation, molecular function: erythropoietin receptor activity; protein binding. Gene Ontology annotation, cellular component: external side of plasma membrane; membrane. Lineage: Eukaryota; Metazoa; Chordata; Mammalia; Primates; Lorisidae.